Messenger RNA from Symbiodinium sp. CCMP2456, 2922 nucleotides. Lineage: Eukaryota; Dinophyceae; Suessiales; Symbiodiniaceae. The record is from the annotation of a GenBank genome assembly.
GACAUUCCGCCAGAGCUGCUCGAGAGUUGUGUCCUUCGAUGGACGCAGCAAUCGAGACAGCCCUCGGCCGAGUUGGCGGAGAAGCCGCCCAGAGGAGUCGAGGCGGUGACUGCGCGGAAAGUCUACCGCCACCACCAACGGCAGACAGUCGAAGCACUUGACAGGUUGCUGAACGAAGUGAUCGACAAGUCGCUCUUCGACUUGGCACUGGAGGUUCUGAAGAAAGUUCGUCCAGAUGCAGCGCAGUGGGACUCGCUCUCCGCCCGCAUGGCGACCGGACCCCAGGCUGAGGAGCUGCGGGCUGUUUUCUCAUCCGAGGGCGAGGGCGGAACGCCUAAGGUCGUUGAGAUGAGCGGUGGAGACGAGGAUGCAGAGGAGGAUGAGGCGAAGAAGGCAGAGGCGAAGCUGGCAGAAACUGCCUCCACGAAGGCAUCUGCGCCCAGCCUCGGGAGUGCCAUCCCGAAGAAGGCGAGCCCGGCCACGCCGACGGCGCAGGUGGUGCCGCCGAUGCAGAAAGCUGUGCCGACAGGGCCGGCUGCCGGAGCGGGCGCACCGGGCGGACCGGUGCAGGUGCAAGCGCCGCUCCCUGGCCCGCCUGCAAUGCACGUGAUGGGCACCCCGAUGAUGGGGCAGAUGCCCAUGAUGGGCUUUCAGCCAUCAUGGGGCCUGCCGAUGAUGAGUGGGGUGGCCUUAGCUGCAGCCGCCAAGGCAGAGGAGGAAGCUAAGGCGAAGGCCCAGAAAGAGGAGGAGGAGGAGAAGAAGAGGCGGGAAGCAGAAGCCAAAGCAGAGUGGGAGAAGGCCAGGGCCCGGUCAGAGGCCGAGGCACGGGCGCGCGAGAAGCGGGAGAAGGAGGAGGCCAAGGGUGCUGCAUCCGAGCUGCCACCUGCGGAGUUUGAGGAGAUCGUGAACUCUAUGCCGGUGACACCCUUCUGGAAGAUUCCCCCACAAAAAGCAGACAUUCCGCUGGGCAUUCGGCUACGGGUGUUUGAUGGCGGGGGUGCAAGAGAAGUCGCCAGCAUGGCCGUGACGAAGCCACUGAUUUUUGGCAUGGACGCCGAGCGCUCUCACGUUGUUGAACGAAGAGGGCAGGGCGUCUAUGCAGAGCACGUGGCUUUGGUCUACACUGCCAAGGGCUUCCACCUCAAUCCGAUUUCCGGACAAAGUGUGCAAUCAGCUGUGACGCAUCACCCAAAGCUCCUGGUGAAGCUUCGCACAGAAUGCGAGGAGAAGCUGUCGGGCGAGCGACGAAGCCGUGUCAUGGGCCUGCUGGACCAGAUGGAGAAACAGGAAAUCAGAUCUGUUUUGUUCCAACCUGGUGACGGUCGCAAGAAGCUGACUUGGCAGUCCUGUGUCUUCAGCCUGGGCCGCUCGGAGCGCAUCUACUUCCUGGACUUGGUGUCGAAAGCAGACGAACUAGCCCAGGAAGCUGGAGGCCUUAAAGCCUCCGAGAAAGAUGGUGGUUCCAGGUCAAAGCCGGAGGAGGCUCCCGCUGACAACGAAGCAGAAAAAGCCACUUCCCCGAAGGAGGAGACAGCUGCGUCGGCCGCAGAGGCCCCCAAAGCUGCUGAAGAGCCAGCUGAGUCUAGAGCGAAGGCCAGCAACGAGCAGGAUGAGAGCAAAGAAACUCCAGGCCCCCCGGCCAAAGCAAGUGAGCCGAAGGAAGCUAAGGAGACGAAAGCCAAAGAAGCCAAAGAGGCGAAGGAAGACAAAAAGCAGAAGAAAAGCACAAGUCGGAGAAGACGUGCUGGCAGAAGCAGAAGCCGCAGCAAAGAGAAGCGAGAUCGCGAUCGCGACAGAGACCGCAUGGUGCUCAAACGUUACAAUGAGAAAGACGGGCAUCCCGACGCAGCAAAAGUCGCGGACGGUGCCCCCCCCGUGCCAAGUUUUGGGGAAUGCCAGAAAGGCAUUGUCUUGACGCGCGGACCAUGCGCGCUAUGUCCAGAAAGGCUCUUUGGUUCCGCCAGGGAGAGGUUGUUUCUGCAGCCCGGCGUCCGUCAAAGUGUGAAGGACACAGCUCGACGAAGAAAUGCCUUAGCAGGGCUGCUGUCUGGAACUGUGGUGGCCGCUGAAGGUCCUGCGCAUGGAGCUGUGAGCGGACCACCUGUGGAUAUGUACUUUGGGCAGGGCUCCUUCUGGCAAGUGCAAAGUGAUUGCACUUCAUUAGAGUCCCAGCUCUUGGGCCGCGCUGGUACUGCGAUCACAUCGAUUAGUGGCUAUGCCGGGGGGCAGCCGGUCAACAAUCAGCUGGUAUGUUAUCAUAAUCUGGAGUAUCCGCGACGAGACUAUGCCAUCCUGGGGCAUGCGGAGGCCGUCCAGGUUGCAGGCGUACCGCCCGACAAAGUCGUCGACUUUGCGAAGUCCUUCCUGGAUUCGGUGCCAGUGCCCGUAAAUGAGACUGACAGCGACCGCAAGGGCGAGGAAGGAGAGAGCGAGGAUGGAGUACGUCGAGGCCCGGAGUAUCGGGCGAUGCUGGGCCUGCCCGGAGGUUCGGAGUCGCCUUACUUCAAGGACAUCCUGGAGGCUAGCGGCGGUCGCCUCAAGCUGGCGGUGGGAAAGGGCAGUGAUCCAAGCACUGCUGGCACUGAUGUCGUCUGGAUCUACGACUCCUCCAAGUUCCCAUUCUACCAGGCCGAGCUUUACCACCAGUUUCAUGACCCGGACACCUCCAAGAAGUCCGCUCUCACGGGGGAGAAGUACAAGGCCCUGAGAGAAGCACUCCUCCGCCGGGGGCGGCUGCAGCCCGUGAGCUGCCCGGAGAGUGAGAUCGAAGCCUCCUCAGGCGCCGUUGACGAGGUGGAGGAUUCCCUCAACUUCGGGGGCUCUGGGGAUGACCCCUUCGAACCCGUCCUAGGCUUUCUUGGCAAGCCAAAUGCUCCCACUCCGCCGAGCAUGAAGCGAGUCCAAAAGGACUUUGUCAAAUAG